Molecule: messenger RNA, 1166 nt
Organism: Cynoglossus semilaevis (tongue sole)
Lineage: Eukaryota; Metazoa; Chordata; Actinopteri; Pleuronectiformes; Cynoglossidae
Gene: mibp2
Product: muscle-specific beta 1 integrin binding protein 2
Exons: 8
Coding region: 268-885 (205 amino acids)
Source: RefSeq, a predicted model, not a curated record
AGAGCCGGUAUGUGUAGCAAGGAUUCUCCCGUGUUCCUUCUCUUGCUGGAAGACUUGUCGUCCGAGUGACACCGUCGCUCCCUACCGCGCACACUUUACUCACUCAAACUUCCGCUGCCAUGGAGGACUCGAGUAGUUGACGUUUCCUGCUGCAACCUUCUCUUUUUAAGCUUUCUUCCCGUUCGAUCACUGAGAACUGUGCACCGGUUUUAUUCAACUCUUGACGAUUUUUUUCUCUGUACUCCGGAAUCCAUCCUACCUGACGACAUGAAGUACAUCAUUGGCAUUGGCGGUGUGACCAACGGAGGGAAAACCACCCUCACCAACAGGCUCAUUAAGACCCUUCCAAACUGUUGUGUGGUCCACCAGGAUGACUUCUUCAAGCCCCAGGAUCAGAUUGAAGUUGGUGAAGAUGGAUUUAAGCAGUACGAUGUCAUCACUGCUCUGGAUAUGGAUGCCAUGAUGAGCACCAUCUACGCAUGGCUGGACAAUCCGGUGAAGUUCGAGAAGUCGCAUGGCGUUAAUAACACCCUGGAUACCGACAUCAUCCCAAAGUCUGACGAUAAGGAGGAGGAGACUCACAUCCUCAUCGUCGAGGGCUUUCUGCUCUACACCUACAGACCAUUGAUCGACGUGUUGGACCAACGUUUCUUCAUUUCCAUCCCAUAUGAAGAAUGCAAAAAGAGGAGGUGCUCUAGGAACUACGCGGUGCCAGACCCCCCCGGCCUGUUCGAGGGUCACGUCUGGCCCAUGUACUUGAAACACAAGACAGCCAUGGAGGUAUCAGGUGUUGACGUUUUGCAGAUUGAUGGAACCAAGUCAAAGGAGCAGCUGUUCAACUUUGUUUACGGUGACAUCCUGAAUAACAUCCAGACAACAUUUUAAAGGUUGUACGUUUUGGUGAAGAAGAGCAUAUACUCAGCCUGCAAGCAUAAGACCGCCUUGCCUUAAGUUUUUAACCUAGCAGCCCGUUUCCUGGCUGUUAUGAGUAACAUUAUUUACAUUUAUUUUGUAAAUGUUUAAUUUUACAGCAUUUCUUGCUGACGUGAUUUUCUAUCUGCUGUAUUUAUUGCUUUUUUAAAGCCUCACUCCAAAGCGAGCUGGAUGUUUUCAGAGGAUGGUUGCACUUUGUUGCUGAUGUCAAUAAAAAAAGAUCCUCCUGUUUA